Erinaceus europaeus (western European hedgehog) is the source of this 692-nucleotide messenger RNA. Its product is annotated as cytochrome b5. Gene Ontology annotation, molecular function: heme binding. The coding region runs from base 98 to 493 and encodes 131 amino acids. The transcript has 5 exons. The record is from RefSeq and is a predicted model, not a curated record. Lineage: Eukaryota; Metazoa; Chordata; Mammalia; Eulipotyphla; Erinaceidae. Gene Ontology annotation, cellular component: intracellular membrane-bounded organelle; mitochondrial outer membrane.
GGGAGUCCAGCCCGGGCGGAGCGGUGGGGAAUGUCCCGGGUCGCCACCCGAGUCGUCCGGCUGCUCCCGCUCCGCUAGCCGGCCGCUGCGUUCCACCAUGGCCGACGAGGCCGUCAAGUACUACACCCUGGAGGAGAUCCAGAAGCACAACCACAGCAAAAGCACCUGGCUCAUCCUGCACCACAAGGUGUACGACCUCACCAAGUUCCUGGAGGAGCAUCCUGGUGGGGAAGAAGUCCUGCGGGAGCAAGCUGGAGGUGAUGCCACCGAGAACUUUGAGGAUGUGGGCCACUCCACAGAUGCCAGAGAGCUGUCCAAGACCUACAUCAUCGGGGAGCUUCACCCCGACGACAGGUCAAAGAUCGCCAAGCCUUCGGAGACUCUGAUCACGACGCUGGACUCAAAUUCCAGCUGGUGGACCAACUGGGUGAUCCCCGCCAUCUCGGCGCUGGCCGUGGCCCUGAUGUAUCGCAUCUACACGGCAGAGGACUAGCAGCAGCUGCCCCACAGGGAGACCUGGCCCCUAGGAGUCACCUCCGCCAGGAGCCACCUGCCAAGGACACGCCGUGCCCCCUCCCCAGCCCCGAGAGUGCCUUCAUAAUCACUGAUGUGUAUCCUGGUGUCUUGGCACCCGUGACCCGCUUGUUGUAGGGUGAUCACCUGCAAAUAUACCUGGAUUUCAGAGAACUCCA